Zootermopsis nevadensis is the source of this 2452-nucleotide messenger RNA. Lineage: Eukaryota; Metazoa; Arthropoda; Insecta; Blattodea; Termopsidae. The record is from RefSeq and is a predicted model, not a curated record.
CUGCAGUUUCUAUUCAAAAGAGAAAUAAUCAUACUUAACUCUCAUAUUAGAAAUCCUGACUUAUUUGAAAUACGUUAUCGAACAUUACAUCUAAAAUGAGAGCCACUAAAACAUGAAUAUUUAUAAAACAUGACGGCGUGUGCUAGAAAGUGUAAAUUCAAACUAUAUCGAAUGCAUAUUUUUAAAAUCUGAUUACAGCAGUUCACACGAAAGUAUAAACUUAAAAUUGAAAUUCUUAAUACAAAACAACUCAAAGGAACAUUGUGGAAAAAAAACGAACUAUUAUUCAUCGGAAAAGUGCAGAUAUACCUGGUGAUAUUUUGUUCUUUAUGAGCAGGCACUGAUGCACUCACAUUCUUCUUCGUUCGGCGCUACAGUGUUCAAAAUGUCACGGAACGAGGCAGAUGAUACAGCAAAGGACUGUUCGGUCCAGAUGAAGUUCUACAACAGCAACUUAGGCAUCACAUUAGCCGUUCCAGAGUGGGAAGCUGCUACCACAGCGAUUAUCCUAACCCUGAUAAUAAUUGUGACAUUGGUAGGAAACGUCCUUGUCAUUCUUAGCGUGUUCAGGCACAAACCACUACGAAACGCACAGAACUUCUUCCUAGUAUCACUUGCAGUUGCAGAUCUAACAGUCGCAGUAUUUGUCCUACCGUUCAGUGUAAUUUAUCAGAUUCUAGGACGCUGGGAAUUCGGCAUACACGUUUGUAAAAUGUGGCUAACUUGUGAUGUACUUUGUUGCACAGCUUCUAUAUUACAUUUGUGUGCCAUCGCAUUGGACAGGUAUUGGGCAAUAACCGAUCCGUUGAACUACUCACAGAAACGAACGGUCAAACGCGUUCUCAUCAUGAUUGGAGGGGUAUGGACGCUCUCUGCUUUGAUCAGCUCACCUCCUGUCAUUGGGUGGAACGACUGGGAGACAGUGCUGAGGAAUGGUACUGUGUGCGAGCUCACCGUUGAACAGGGAUAUGUCGUGUACUCGUCACUAGGUUCGUUCUUCAUACCCCUCUUUGUUAUGACUGUUGUUUAUGUUGAAAUAUUUGUAGCAGCAAAGAGGAGACUGAGACAAAGAGCGCGUGCAUCAAGAUUGAAUGAUGUUAAAUGGAAUCGGCACCAAAAUGUGCCACGUGAUCAAGAUUCCGCUAGCAGUGAUACAAACCAAAAUGUUAAUUGCCCAAGUCCUACAUAUGAAGACAUCAGUGUUAGAAAAUCGAAGAAAAAUACAUCAAAGAAUGAGAGGAACUUUACAGGUGGAUCUUUUAAAGAGAAAAAUCUAAAGAAACAUCCUCUUAUGACAGAAGAUUCUGUUAUAAACAACGAUGAAACUAUUCCGUUAGGGUCUCCGUGUCCGAAAAAUUUGAAUAUUUCUGGCGAAGAAUCUCCCAAUCUGCCAUCCUGCAGGACAACAACCACAACCCUGGGAUCACCUGAAUCCACGCCUGCAACGCCCACUGUUGUGACCGGCACAGACGGCGUCCCGUUGUCUACUACCAGGAAAUUCGCUCCGAUGAACAUAUUCACCCACGUGAAACAACGGAUAUCAUUGUCUAAAGAAAGGCGUGCAGCGAGGACUCUGGGGAUUAUCAUGGGCGUGUUCGUGGUGUGCUGGCUGCCAUUUUCCCUCAUGUACGUCAUUGUGCCAUUUUGUGUUUCCUGUUGCCCGUCUGACAAGUUGAAACACUUCAUGACAUGGCUAGGUUACGUAAACUCUGCUCUGAACCCUCUCAUAUACACUAUAUUCAAUAUGGAUUUUAGAAGAGCAUUCAAGAAACUUCUUCAUAUAAAAUAAUAACAAAGCAACACAAGUAAAGAUUUCGAUCGUCUGCAGUAACCUAAAACUUCCAGCAGCAUUAUGAGUGUCUGUCUCGGGUUCUGACGGAAAUUAGUCCUUCAUAACUGUGUUCAGCAAGAUGUGUCGCCUCCGGCGACGAAUUAACACCAUGUUAGGCUAACUGUAUUCUUCUACUACCAUCGCAAAUGACAAUGACAAAUUAAUGUGAUUAUUUUGCAGUAUUUCAUGUCGGUUUACUUAGGAAAUUUCAAAGAUGAAAGAUUUCUUCCUGUCAUGAUUACAGUUUUAAGAAAAAACCUCAUAAGCUAUGCACACUAAGUCGGAGAAAUCGAUUUAUAAACGUGUCUCUAUAUAAUUUUGUCAUUUAAAUUAGUUUUACAAUAUAUUUGUCCUCUCAGACGUAGAUCUUUCAAUUUUUCCAACAUUCAUUAUUCAUUUUCAGAUCGUUAAAACGAGAGGGGAUAUAAGCAGUCUGACGUAUGAACUAUUUUAGUCAUAUGGAAAGUCAGUGUGGAAGAGUUUAUUUAAUAUGAUCACGUGUCUGAUUUGUAGGUCUAAAUUCUUUAAGUUGCUGUUAUAAAGUGUCAGAAUGGUCUGCUUAGUAAUGCUUAUGAAAUUAUUAAUAAAUUAAAACUAUGACAGUUCAAUACCACCAACACA